AUGGCAAGCCAUACUGGCCCCCCUCUGGUUGUGCCCCCUCUGGUCGUGCCCCUUCUGGUCGUGCCCCCUCUGGUCAUGCCCCCUCUGGUCGUGCCUCCUCUGGUCAUGCCCCCUCUGGUCGUGCCCCCUCUGGUCGUGCCUCCUCUGGUCAUGCCCCCUCUGGUCGUGCCCCCUCUGGUCAUGCCCCCCUCUGGUCAUGCCCCCCUCUGGCCGUGCCUCCUCUGGUCGUGCCCCCUCUGGUCAUGCCCCCCUCUGGUCAUGCCCCCCUCUGGUCAUGCCUCCUCUGGUCCUGCCCCCUCUGGUCCUGCCCCCUCUGGUCGUGCCCACUCUGGUCGUGCCUCCUCUGGUCGUGCCUCCUCUGGUCGUGCCCCCUCUGGUCCUGCCCCCUCUGGUCCUGCCCCCUCUGGUCGUGCCCCCUCUGGUCGUGCCUCCUCUGGUCCUGCCCCCUCUGUCCUGCCCCCUCUGGUCCUGCCCCCUCUGGUCCUGCCCCCUCUGGUCGUGCCUCCUCUGGUCGUGCCCCCUCUGGAGAUCCCUCUGUUCCUGGGGAGCCCAUUGGCCGAGCCCCACAAGGUUCCUGCACUGAGGGGGCAUCACCCAGAAGCCUCUAUGAGAAGAUUCCUGCAGGCCCUCCUGCUCCUCUGCUCCCUGGGGGAGGGACACCCCGGCCCGGCCUGCAGCCUCCAAAGCUGGGACAUGGACUCAUUCUCCCAACCCGGGGAUGUUCUUAUUGGGGGGGUGUUUGUCAUCCACUCUGGCUUUGUAUUCCCACGGCCCACUUUCCAGGAGAUGCCCCAGCCGGCUUCAUGCAAGGACUUCCAGACCCGAUAUUACCGGGACUUUCUGGGCCUGAUAUUUGCUAUUGAUGAAGUUAAUCAUUCUCCUGAUCUUCUACCCAACAUCACCUUGGGCUUCAGGCUGUAUGACUCUUGUAUGUCUGAGCUCCGGGCAACUGGGGGCGCACUAACUGUCAUGUCAGAGAUGAGAAAUCCAGCUCCUGGAUAUGACUGCCAUGAACACUCUCAUGUGGUUGGGAUUGUGGGAGAACUUUUCUCUGCCCUCUCUCUGCCCAUCGCCAGGGUACUAGGGGUCCUACACGUCCCACAGAUCAGCCACGGAUCCACCCUAUCGGCACUGAGCAACAAGAUCAACUUCCCCUCUUUCCUUCGUACUGUGCCCAGUAAUAUGUUCCAGAACACGGCUCUCACCCGCCUUGUUGGCCUCUUUGGCUGGACUUAUGUAGGGAUGCUGGUGGUGGACAAUGAUGUUGGGGAACAAGGGGGGCAGGUUAUUCGAGCUGGCAUAGAGAAGGCUGGCAGCUGCGUGGCAUUUCUGGAGAAGAUCCACUUGAGCUACUCCAUGGCCCAGAUACAAAGGGUGGUGGACGUUAUUAGGAAGAGCUCGGUCAAUGUGAUUGUUCUUCACAGCCCUGAGGUCCAUGUGAAGGUUCUGCUGGAUUCACUGUAUGAUGAGGAGGUGACACACAAAGUCUUCAUUUGCUCAGCUUCUUUUGCUCUUAUUCCUGGUAUCUUCACCAGAAAGGCAUGGAAAGUCCUAAAUGGGACAAUUGGACUGAUUCCUAGCACAGGCGCCAUGCCAGGCUUUGAGGAAUUCCUGGGUUCCCUUCACCCAUCCAGAUACAAUAAAUACCCCUUGAUACGGGCGCUGUGGGAGAAAGCUUUCAGCUGCCGGUGGCCGGGUGGGGAGAUCCAAGGGAACAAGACGGACCCAGCAGUGUUCCUGCCACUUUGCACGGGGGAGGAAGACCUCGGAGGGUUGGUCCCUUCGUUAUUUGAGAUGAAGGACCUCAGUUACACGUAUCAUGCCUACCUGGCGGUAUUUGCCUAUGCCCAGGCUCUGCACUCACUGCUCCUGUGCCAGGCUCCCACGGAGAAGUCUCACUAUGGCACGUGUGGCGAUGCCAGGGACACACAACCAUGGCAGGUCCUCAACUACGUGAAGAGGACCCCUUUCCGCCCCAACACAGGGGAGCCAAUAGCAUUUAAUGCUGACGGAGAUAUCCCAGCGGCCUAUGAAAUUGUCAAUGUGCAGAUUCUCAAUGGCAGUUUUAAUCUGGUAAAAGUGGGGAGGUUUGACCCCGAAGCCGGCGACUCCAUCCUCCUUGAUAUCAGCUCCAUACGGUGGAACGAGAGAUUUAGCCAGGUGCCCCCAUCCAUGUGCAGCACCAACUGCCGCCCAGGUUCCUGGAAAGCCCCCCGGAGAGGGCAGCCCAUCUGUUGCUAUGACUGCAUCCCGUGCCCCCUGGGGGACAUAACCAACACUACAGACGCGGCCGAAUGCUUUACAUGCCCCCGGGACCAGUGGCCCAAUGAGGAGCAGAACAUGUGUGUGCCCAAAGUGAUAGAAUUCCUCUCAUAUCAGGAGCCACUGGGAAUCUUCCUCGCAGUCACAGUCAUCAUCUUCUUCCUCAUAACUCUCUCCAUCCUCUUUAUCUUCAUGAAAUACCGGGGAACCCCAAUAAUCAAGGCCACAAACAGGGAGCUGAGUUUCAUCCUCCUGGUGUCCCUCACCCUGUGCUUCCUCUGCUGCCUCAUCUUCAUCGGUUCCCCUUCCCCAAUGACUUGCCCCCUGCGCCAGACACUGUUCAUGGUGGUCUUCUCUAUCAGCAUCUCAUCCGUCCUGGCUAAGACCAUCAUGGUGAUUGUGGCCUUCAAAGCCACUAAAAUGCACAGUCCCCUGAGGAAAUGGUUGGGACCAAAGAUCCCUCGUACGGUGGUGGCACUUUGCACCACGGCGCAGGUUGGCAUUUGUGGGGCGUGGCUUCUCCUCUCUCCGCCUUUCCCACAAGUGAACGCAGAGAUUGAGAAGCACAAACUGAUACGUGAAUGUCACGAGGGCCAAAGCCUUUUCUUUUAUGUCACUUUGGGCUUCAUGGGCUUCCUGGCAAUGGUCAGUUUCUUUGCUGCUUUCCUGGCACGGAACCUGCCCGGGAGCUACAAUGAGGCCAAACUCAUCACCUUCAGCAUGUUGGUCUUCUGCAGCGUGUGGGUCUCCUUCAUCCCGGCCCAUCUGAGCACCAAGGGCAAGUACACUGUAUCCGUACAGAUAUUCGCCAUCUUGGCCUCCAGCGCGGGGCUUCUGGCCUGUAUAUUUCUGCCCAAGUGCUAUAUUGUACUGCUGCGGCCUGACAGGAACAGCCGGGGGCGUUUAACCAGCGGCGCAAGCAGACAGCACAUUGGUCACAUGGUACAAGAGCCACCAAUAACCAGCAACAGAUAAACGGUGAUGUCAUCUGCUAUAAGUCUUUAGUAAUGUCAUGUGAUCUCAUCAGUAUUAAUAAGACGUUAGUGAUGUCACCUGUUGCUAUGGGCGCUGAGUGACGUUUGUGCCCUUCUGAGCCCCAUGGGAUGUUCCCCCCUAUCUGUAGAGGAUGAAUAUUUAACCUUGAGGUUCUUGUACA
Molecule: messenger RNA, 3418 nt
Organism: Xenopus tropicalis (tropical clawed frog)
Lineage: Eukaryota; Metazoa; Chordata; Amphibia; Anura; Pipidae
Product: vomeronasal type-2 receptor 1
Exons: 7
Coding region: 1-3237 (1078 amino acids)
Biological process (GO): G protein-coupled receptor signaling pathway
Cellular component (GO): plasma membrane; membrane; cell periphery
Molecular function (GO): G protein-coupled receptor activity
Source: RefSeq, a predicted model, not a curated record